UACCAAUCUAUUGCUUGUUUUAUCUUGUUCUUCAUCGUAUUUAAUCAAAGUUAUUUAUCAAACACAUUUAGAAAAAUGGGAAGACCUUUCACCACCAGAGAACGUGAAUUGAUAAUCAAAUAUAUCGUAAGACAUAGAGAAUAUCAACGAUUAACAUCCGCCAAUUUAUGGAAAGAAAUGAACAUUCAAUUAAAUUUAAAUCGAACAUGGGAGUCGUUAAGAGGGCACUACAAACAUGUUUUAGCCCAUAAUUUGGAAGCAUUUGAAUUUUUAACGCCUGAACAAAUACAAAGUUUUAAAUAUAAAAGAUAUAUAGCUCCCACUCCACGAGCAGUUCCGAAGCCAUUAUCAUCAACUGCCGUUUCGUCAUCAAGAACUUCAGAUGAAAGAAUAAAACAGAUACAACAGAAGAGGGAAGUAAUUGAAGCUACAGUUUGUUUGAGAUGUAAACAAAAUAAGUUGGUUGCUAUCAAUGAAAAUGAAGGCAACUGUAUCAAAUGUAAUCUCAAACAUGAGAUUACAUUUGAAGCGAAUGAAAAGGAGAUUAAAGAAAUUCAAAUUAAAUAGAAUCUAUCUCAUUCAUGCUAAUCAAGAAAAAACUAAUGCAUUUCAAGAAAGAAGAAAUUCUAUUUAUUAGUUGUUUAUUACAUUAGCUUGUAAACAA
This is a messenger RNA of Chrysoperla carnea, 664 nucleotides long. RefSeq lists its product as uncharacterized. Bases 76 to 567 code for a protein of 163 amino acids. The record is from RefSeq and is a predicted model, not a curated record. Lineage: Eukaryota; Metazoa; Arthropoda; Insecta; Neuroptera; Chrysopidae. The transcript has 5 exons.